Messenger RNA from Mustela erminea (ermine), 1596 nucleotides. It is a transcript of the gene CD3G, whose product is annotated as CD3g molecule. NCBI's taxonomy places the organism in Eukaryota, Metazoa, Chordata, Mammalia, Carnivora, Mustelidae. Gene Ontology annotation, molecular function: transmembrane signaling receptor activity. The transcript is spliced from 7 exons. Gene Ontology annotation, cellular component: external side of plasma membrane; membrane; alpha-beta T cell receptor complex. Gene Ontology annotation, biological process: cell surface receptor signaling pathway; positive thymic T cell selection. The record is from RefSeq and is a predicted model, not a curated record. The coding region runs from base 123 to 665 and encodes 180 amino acids.
AAGCCUUCUUUCAGGGGCCCCAGGCUGAAGGAUGCUGGGCGGAGCCAGACAAGCUGCUCUGCAGGCUGGCGGGCUGCUGGGAGUUGCUUCGUGCUUCUUUCGGGGGAAAGACAGAGACUGACAUGGAACCGGGGAAGCAUCUGGCUGGCCUCAUCUUGGCUGUCACUCUUCUUCAAGGUACGACAGCCGAGACGAAACAAGAAGUUCCUGUGGUAAAACUAGAUGGCGAUCGAGAAGAUGGUUCGGUACUUCUGAUUUGUGACUCAACAGACACAAAGAUCACAUGGUAUAAAGAUGGGAAACCAGAAAAUUCCUCGAAUGGUGCUAAGCUGAAUCUGGGAAGCAGUAUCAAGGACCCUCAAGGGAUAUAUCGUUGUAAAGGAUCAAAGGGCAUUUCAAAACCAUUCCAAAUAUAUUACAGAAUGUGUCAGAACUGCAUUGACCUGAACGCAGGCACUGUAUCCAGCUUUGUCUUCGCCGAAAUCAUCAGCUUUUUAUUCCUUGCUGUCGGGGUUUAUUUCAUUGCUGGACAGGAUGGAGUUCGCCAGUCCAGAGCUUCAGACAAGCAGACUCUGUUGUCCAAUGACCAGCUUUACCAGCCCCUCAGGGAUCGGGAAAAUGACCAAUAUGGCCACCUUCAAGGAAAGCGAUUGAGGAAAAAUUGAACUCAGGACUCAAAGUGUUCUCCAUGCUGGAUAGAUCCCAGAAACAUGGCAUUACACUUUGGAACACUCCUAGCGGAGAGACUUUCAGCUCUAAUUCUAGACUCGAGUUUCCCAAAGGUGACAAAUGGAGAAGAAAGUCCAUCAGAGCAAAUACGGAUUUUUCUCAAAAUAAAACUAAAAGGAAAGUAAAAAUAUGUAUGGUGUUGCAUGAGCGCCACCUAUUGGGAGGUAAUUUUCCUGUAAAAGAAAAUGGAAAAGGUCCCAUAACCCCCCUAUUUGAAUAUUACUUUUUAAACUUCUAAUUUUUAUUUACUUUCUGUAAUUUACUUUCAUAAUUUACAUCGUUCAAAUAUGCAAUGAAAGGUCUCCCUCCACCUCCAUCCCCAGCCAUUCAGUUGUCCUUUCCAGAGACAAACAAUAUACUAGUUUCUUAUGUAUCUUUAUAAGGUAAAUAUAUAGGUAUUUAAAUCAGAGGUAUUCUAGGCAUACAUGAGCAAACUCUUUUUUUUUUCAUAAGCACUCUUAAGUACACAUUAUUCUUCCCUUCCCUAUUUUUCACACAAAUGGUGUCAUACUAUACAUCUUGCACUUUUCACCUAAUAAACCUUAAGAUUAUUUCAUAUCAGUAAGUAAAGCAGUCUUUUUAAAGUGCAACCACAUUACAUAGACUCGCUAUGAUUUAUUUAAUCACCCCGCAUGGAUAGACAAAAUAUUGCUGCCAAUAUUUUGCUCUUGCAAUGCUGCAAUGACUAACGUUGUAUAAGUGUCAUUUUAAAAAUAAUUUUAUAGGGGGUGCCUGGGUGGCUCAGUUGGUUAAACGACCUGGGAUCGCAUUGGGCAUUGGGCAACCUGCUGAGCGGGAGGUCUGCUUGUUCUUCUGACCCCUUCCCCUCUCAUGCUCUCUCUUUCUCAAAUAAAUAAAUAAAAUCUU